Triticum turgidum subsp. durum (durum wheat) is the source of this 1017-nucleotide messenger RNA. The record is from the annotation of a GenBank genome assembly. Lineage: Eukaryota; Viridiplantae; Streptophyta; Magnoliopsida; Poales; Poaceae.
AUGGCCGAGAUGGUCAAGUCUGCCAUUGUUGGGGAAGCAGUUAGCCGGAUUAUUUCUCGUAUUGCCCCCACCAGCAAAAGGCCUGACAGAUCAGUUGAAGAAGCAGCAGGGGAUGGUGGCCUAGAGAGGCUGGAGAUGGCACACAUCAAAAUGGAGGCCGCGCUCCAUACGUCUGACAAGUGGCAAAUCACCGACGUGCCGCUGCUCCAUUGGCGGAAGAAGCUGAAGCGUGCUGCCCAGCACUGCGACGACGUAGCGCGCAGAUGCAGGCAACUCUUUCAGGAAGAAGAGGAGGCGGAGCAAGUGGUAAGGCAAUCCUCGUUUCCUAGACAGAUAGCUCAUGCGACCAAGGUGUUCAUCUCCUCUUUGGUCGGCCGUGACAAUGACCAUUACUCUGCGAGCAGCACCACCACCGCUGCCGUCCGAAGAUUUGAGAAGCUUGCAGACGGUGCAAGUGAAUUCGAGCAAAUCACUGAUAUAUCAAAUGUUGCAUCCAGCCGGCCGAUAGUGGGAACUACAGUCAAGUGCUUGCGACUGCUGACACCAAACUUCAAGUCCACGGCUGAUAUUGUGAUCAGAGAGAUCAUCCAGUUUCCCACACAAGAUUUCUCGUGUGUUGCACACAAGGACGAACACUGGAACAACAUCCACAGAACUUUGGUUCGAUGGUUUCGCCCAGAUCCAUUAUGUUGUCAAGGAUAUGAGCACAACCUUGUGCCUUCUUGUCACAACAGUGGUGACAACGCCAGGGGAAAAAAAAUAAGAUUUUCGCGCAUAUUUCCAGAACCAGCCUGUGUAGUGUUUUUGCGGCGUCAUAUCUCAGUAUCGAAGUACAAUGACCUGCCGGGAGUAACUGCAGUUGUUGGUCAUGAGGACAUGUCUUCUUUGGAGAAUUCGCCACCUUUGAAGCUUGGAAUUCUAUUCUUGCCUCAUGACUCCUUGGAGGACCCCAAGUCUGAUGGUUUUGCGGUAGAGGUGAUUGAUAGAGAUAAUUCACACCACCUCACCCACACGUAA